Messenger RNA from Endocarpon pusillum Z07020, 864 nucleotides. RefSeq lists its product as uncharacterized. Bases 1 to 864 code for a protein of 287 amino acids. The record is from RefSeq and is a predicted model, not a curated record. Gene Ontology annotation, molecular function: protein binding. The transcript has a single exon. Lineage: Eukaryota; Fungi; Ascomycota; Eurotiomycetes; Verrucariales; Verrucariaceae.
AUGGAACUUCUCCCCUUCGAGCUUCAAGAUAGUAUUCUUCGCGAUCUCGGAUCCAUCACCGACAUCAAAGCAACUCGUUUGCUCAACAGACACUUUCAUGAGCUAGCCACACCGCAUCUCUUUUGUCGCAUCUUUCUCACGGUCCAAACCGACAGCUUCGAACGGUUGAAUCAGAUUUGCAGCUCUACGCUCUCGCAGCAUGUCCGCUGCCUACACUACAACAUCUGGGAAGCUCCCCUUAUUCUCGAACGCGAGUGGAACCAAGGCCUAGCGAGGUUGGCAUGGAAGGGCAAGCAUAUUCAACUUGGGCGCCUCCCGAAAUAUCAGGAGUAUCACGACUCCUUCAGCAGCCAGGUGCAUCACAACGAACACGGCUUACUCGUGAAGGCUUUCCGACGUCUUCCAGCACUUCAGAGCCUAGAGAUCUCAGAACGCGAACCCUCAGGCCUCCCCUUGGAGGCCGGACAGCAUAUGGACCUGGCCCACGUCGCCACCGCCGUCAGCUGCUCGCGUGAUGACAUCCCGAGCGACCGUGCCUCAGCCAUGUCAGGAGAGGUGUCACGGGCUCUCACCGUGAUUCUGGCGCACGGCGAAGCCUCGAACGCGUCUCUCGACUCUCUCAGCUUGCAGGGGUUCCGAUGGCCUUGGCUGGAUAUGCGCGAUGUGAGGAUGUGGCACGGAGAGUCAAUCCUGAACGCUGCCUUGAAGAAUCUGCGAUGGUUGCGCAUCUCGGUUGCCGAGUCUGGGUCGGGGGCGAACGGCAUCUUGGCGGAUAUUCCGGAUCCCGCCGCUGCGGUGGAGGUUUGGAAGGGACUUGUCGGACGGGCGGAAGGUUUAGAGAGGAUUGAAGUCUCUGUAGAGUAG